Molecule: messenger RNA, 828 nt
Organism: Cylindrotheca closterium
Lineage: Eukaryota; Bacillariophyta; Bacillariophyceae; Bacillariales; Bacillariaceae
Source: the annotation of a GenBank genome assembly
AUGGAGCUUGAAAAUCUGGUUUUAGUAGCAGAGAAAUUUGAUGAAUACGAAUUCACCAAAGGGAUUUUUGGUUGUGAAACGGAGAUAACCAAGUUCUAUGGUUUUCUUCGGAAGCGAUUGGAUUCAAAUCAAGGGUUGCUCGAUUCCGAAAAAUUGAGCUAUUAUAUUACGCAGGCUCUCCGAUGCAAUCAAAUUCAAUUGAAGAAAUCAAUGCCUGACAUUUUGGACUUCUUUCGCCGAGCUCUCACCUUGCCGGAAGGAGCUGGAAAUCAUUGUGGUGGGCUCAUUUUUACGAAAGAAGAACUUCAACAACUGGCGCCUUUGAUUGCAGAACACAACUUACUAGGCGACCGAUGGACUAAGGAAGAAAUACUGUGCCCUUUGUUUCCAAAACAUUUUCUGACCACUUUAUUGAUCGACUAUGAAGAAAUGAGAUUUGGUCCCAUGUGCAAACGCCGCCCCAUGACAAAAGCGGGCUUGGUGUUGGAAACAAGCGAGGGCAAGGGUGGAAUCAUUGCAAAUCUAAGGUCUGAUAUAAGCCCGAACGCGGAAACGCUCUUCAGCGGUACUGUCCAGCGUGCUGAACGUAAAUCCUGGAGUAACGAUCUACGAAGUGCCAAACUAGUCUUGGGCAAGAGUCGAGAUGGCAAUUGGGUGAUUCAGGCUUCCAUUAAUGUUAAUGAACAGAGACACAUUCGUGACUUGUGGCAAUCCCCCAUGAGCUUCAACUGUUUGAAUGCCCCUCCAAUGAAACCAUGGCAAAAACUUCACAACAGUGCACCCAAGGGUCGUUUGAAAAUCGUUCUGGAACCUAAUUUCCCAUAUUGA